AUGGGUCAUGGAGGCGACGGUGGUGACGAGCCACCACAUCCGUUCGGUGGGGGUUUUGGUGAUCACCAAAACGAUGUGGUGCUUCCGAAACGAAGAGGCAUGACGCGUUGGAAUGCUACUAUUGACCGUUUCUUAACAGAAAAACAUCGAAAACGAUCCGCUGGAAACAAAGAAUUCCGGAAGAAGCAAGUAGUGAAUAAUCGUGGAGGGACGUGCAGCUACGGUAGUGCUUGUUUCAAGAAAAAUCUGAAUAGACUAGAAGUAUUUCAUCGUACGCAUGUAAAUAAAAGAGGGGAAUUUGUUGAUCCAUUGGUUGAAGAGCAAUAUGAUGCCUUAGUUGCUGAGUCACAGUCACAAGCAUCGCAACCAACACAGGAUGUUGAUGUGAAUGUUUUUCUUCAAAACUCGGCAUUUGUGACGGCCAUUGGAGACAUUAUUCGCCCGUUUAAAAACCAAGUCAACGAGGAAAAUAACGAUGAGGAGGACAGUGGGGAAGACGAAGACAACUAG
Lactuca saligna is the source of this 510-nucleotide messenger RNA. NCBI's taxonomy places the organism in Eukaryota, Viridiplantae, Streptophyta, Magnoliopsida, Asterales, Asteraceae. The record is from the annotation of a GenBank genome assembly.